Paramecium sonneborni is the source of this 877-nucleotide messenger RNA. NCBI's taxonomy places the organism in Eukaryota, Ciliophora, Oligohymenophorea, Peniculida, Parameciidae. The record is from the annotation of a GenBank genome assembly.
UUAUCUAAUGGACUUGAACUAAUUAGAAUGUCUUCUUUAAUAAUUAACAGAAGCCAAAGAUUAAAUUUUAAGUAUAUAAAUAGAUUAUUGAAAGAGACUGCUAAUUAUUGUUCAGCUUAUCCAGAGAGUGCUACAUAAAUAGCAAUAAUGAUUGAGAAUGAAUUUAUUUAGACAAGGAAGGAUAAGAAAAGAAUAUAUUUAUAUUUGAUUCAUCAAAUAAUUUUAGAUGAGAACCAAUUAAAAAGACAGGAUAAUCCAUUUUUAAAGGCAUUUGGUGGAAAAUUAAAAAAGUUAUUGGGAGACUUUUGCAUAGUAGAUGACAUAAAAGAUUUGGAGAGUGCUCACACAAUAAUAAAGAGAUGGGAUAGGGAUCAAAUAUUCCAUCCUUCCUUUACCUCAAAACUGAAAUCUAUCUUAUAGCCAAAGUAUGAUCAACUAAAACAAUAACAGGAAACUUUUAAUGCUUUGAAUUAGACUGAUGCAUCAGCAAAUAAAGUAUUACAACAUAAUAUUUAAACAGUAUAAGUAUAUAAAUAAAUAUAUAUGAUUAGUCAAUUGAAUAGUCACAUAAAAUAUAUAAGCACCUAAAAUAGUUAGCUGAUAUUGAUAGCAAGACUUUAGAAUUUAAUUGCAGUUAUGAUAAAUUUGAUGAGAAGACAACAUCAAAUUAAGAAUUGUAAGGAUUGAUUGAAGAAGGUGAGACAUGUAGAGAACAAUUAAUUUAGGUAAUGAUUUAUUGGAUUUAAAAUAGAGUAUUAUUCAUUUAUAGUAAUUCUAUAUUGACAUGGCUAUUUAAGGAGAAAACCUAUAAUCUGAUUAUUACCAGGGAAUGCAAAAGAAAAUUGAUUAUUAUAAGGAAAAGAAAAGGGAGUUGUGA